CAGCUAGAUACAGACAGUAGUUUCCAAGUAUGCCUCUGACCAGGAGUAAGAGUGUGAUCCUGACAGAGGAAAACAGGGUAGCUGCCAUGGCUGCAAAGAGGGUAGCUGUGUGCCGGCCAAGGCUACGGAAUGCUCUGGGAGACAUUGGAAACCAGAUGGGAAAUGCCCCACAGGAAGCGCAGAUUUUAAAGAAACCAAAUGCAAAUAAGGCGGACAGACUUCCUGCUCUGAAGGAGACUGGGCCUAAGGAACUUGAAAAGGUGCUAUGUAGCUCUCCCAGUCCCAUGGAGACUUCUGCCUGUGAAGAGCUGUCUCAGGCCUUCUCCACUGUCCUCCUACAAGUGAAAGAUGUGGAUGAAGAGGAUGCUGACAAUCCACUACUGUGUAGUGACUACGUUAAGGACAUCUACUCGUACAUGAUGAGGAUGGAGGAUGAGCAGGCAAUCAGGCCGCACUAUCUAGCAGGACAAGGAAUUAAUGGUCACAUGAGGUCUAUCCUGAUUGACUGGCUCGUACAGGUUCACCAGCGUUUCAAGCUGCUCCAGGAGACCUUCUUCAUGACUGUGGCGGUCCUAGAUCGGUUCCUGCAGGCAAAUCCUGUGCCCAAAAAUCUCCUGCAGCUGGCUGGUGUCACUGCCUUGUUUGUUGCAUGCAAAUAUGAAGAAAUCUAUUAUCCAGCCAUUCGGGACUUUGCGUUUGUGACUGAUCAUACGUACUCAACUGCCCAGAUCCGAAACAUGGAGAUACAGAUACUCUCUGUCCUCAAAUUUGAAAUUGGCCGGCCUGUAGCCCUGCACUUCCUGAGGAGGGCAUCAAAGAUUGGAGAGGCUGAUGCUGUACAACACACCUUGGCAAAAUACUUGAUGGAACUGGCAGCAAUGGACUACAACAUGGUGCACAUACCACCCUCUAAGGUGGCAGCUGCAUCGCUCUGCCUGGCAAUGAAAGUCCUCAAUACCGGAGAAUGGACUCCUACACUCCAGCAUUACAUGGUGUAUAAAGAAAGUGAUCUCAUCCCAGUCAUGCAACAUCUGGCAAAGAAUGUCCUGACUGUCAACAGGGGAUUAACAAAAUUCAUGUCUGUAAGGAAUAAAUAUGCCAGCCGUCACCAGCUAAAAGUCAGCCUGUGUCCCCAUCUGAACUGUGAACUCAUGGAAAACCUCGCCGGCUCCUGAGACAAGACUCCAGCUCGCACUGUGCACCGCACCAACAUAGCUCUUAUACUUUUUAUCAUUUUUAAUAAAGCUUAUUUAUUUUA
Messenger RNA from Pelobates fuscus (common spadefoot toad), 1258 nucleotides. Its product is annotated as G2/mitotic-specific cyclin-B1-like. Gene Ontology annotation, biological process: mitotic cell cycle phase transition; regulation of cyclin-dependent protein serine/threonine kinase activity; mitotic metaphase chromosome alignment. Gene Ontology annotation, molecular function: cyclin-dependent protein serine/threonine kinase regulator activity. The record is from RefSeq and is a predicted model, not a curated record. The transcript is spliced from 9 exons. The coding region runs from base 30 to 1175 and encodes 381 amino acids. NCBI's taxonomy places the organism in Eukaryota, Metazoa, Chordata, Amphibia, Anura, Pelobatidae. Gene Ontology annotation, cellular component: mitochondrial matrix; cytoplasm; cyclin B1-CDK1 complex.